AUGCAGUCCAAUGCAGCUUACUUUGUUGAUGUUGGGAGCAUUGGGUGGACGUUAUUGGUAACUGUGAAUUGCGCAAAGGUUCAUGUUGUGGGAGACAAAUUGGGUUGGAACGUCCCCUUCGAACCAGGCUUCUUCGAUGAAUGGGCCAAGAAAAACACGUUCGUUGUUGAUGACGAGCUUCUUUUCCAGUACCACCAACAGUUGGACACAGUGGAAGUGGUGGAGAAGGAUGAUUAUGAAAAUUGCACAAACACCAAAGUCAUCCGCUCCUUGGUGUUGGGCAACUCCACCGUUCCUUUGGAAAAGCCUGGCGAUUACUACUUCUUCUCUUCCGUCGGCAAGCAUUGCGAGGCUGGCCAGAAGCUUCACAUCACUACUGAUGGAUCCAAAUCCAAUCGCUAA
Messenger RNA from Sphenostylis stenocarpa, 402 nucleotides. The record is from the annotation of a GenBank genome assembly. Lineage: Eukaryota; Viridiplantae; Streptophyta; Magnoliopsida; Fabales; Fabaceae.